CCCGGACAGCAGCAGCGGCGGCGGCGGCGGCGGCGGCGAAGCGGGCUGCUCGUGCUCCGGCAGCAACGGGGCGGCCGACGCGGCUCCGUCCUCGCCCCGCGACGCGCCGGCGGCCGCGCGGCUCAAGCUGCUGCCCAUGAACGACCAGAUCCGGGAGCUGCAGACCAUCAUCCGGGACAAAACAGCGAGUAGAGGUGACUUUGUGUUUUCUGCUGAUCGCUUGAUUAGACUGGUGGUUGAAGAGGGGUUGAAUCAGCUCCCAUACACAGAAUGCACAGUAACCACUCCAACAGGGUACAAGUACGAAGGGGUGAAAUUUGAAAAAGGGAACUGUGGCGUCAGCAUAAUGAGAAGUGGAGAGGCCAUGGAGCAGGGCCUGCGUGACUGCUGCCGAUCGAUUCGCAUAGGGAAGAUCCUGAUCCAGAGUGACGAGGAGACCCAGAGAGCCAAAGUAUAUUAUGCAAAGUUCCCACCCGAUAUCUACCGGAGGAAAGUCCUCCUCAUGUACCCGAUACUAAGCACUGGCAACACUGUGAUUGAGGCUGUCAAGGUUCUUAUAGAACAUGGAGUCCAGCCAAACGUCAUAAUCCUGCUGAGUCUGUUCUCCACGCCCCAUGGUGCCAAAUCAAUAAUCCAGGAAUUCCCAGAUAUCACAAUUUUAACAACAGAAGUUCAUCCUGUCGCGCCCACUCAUUUUGGACAGAAGUAUUUUGGGACAGACUGAAGUACUUAACCAGUUUGUGUUUUGUACUGUGAAAAUACUUGACCUAGGCCAUUUUUUAUUAUUUAUAAGGAGAAAUAAUUGGUCUUAAGUUCAUGUGUUAUUUUAACAAUGAGUUGAGGGCAAGGAACCACAUCCGGCUACGACUAAUAAUGAGUAUGUCCAAAUUGCUGCAUUCAUACUUCCUUUUAUUUAUUCUUUGUCGCCAAUUUUGAGUGGCUGCUUGCAACUGUAAAAUAAAGUAACUGUGAAGGCA
Varanus komodoensis (Komodo dragon) is the source of this 977-nucleotide messenger RNA. It is a transcript of the gene UPRT, whose product is annotated as uracil phosphoribosyltransferase homolog. The coding region runs from base 137 to 724 and encodes 195 amino acids. The record is from RefSeq and is a predicted model, not a curated record. The transcript is spliced from 8 exons. NCBI's taxonomy places the organism in Eukaryota, Metazoa, Chordata, Lepidosauria, Squamata, Varanidae.